Metarhizium brunneum ARSEF 3297 is the source of this 486-nucleotide messenger RNA. RefSeq lists its product as uncharacterized. NCBI's taxonomy places the organism in Eukaryota, Fungi, Ascomycota, Sordariomycetes, Hypocreales, Clavicipitaceae. The record is from RefSeq and is a predicted model, not a curated record.
AUGUUACAUCUUAAUAUCCUCGCACUCGCCCUCGUCCCAGCCACAACAUGCCUCGCCCUUCCCCGGCAUGAUGUCCGCCCCGACACAUGCUGCUUUACACUUCACGACUCAUCAACUGGUGAAAUCGUCCGGCAAGAAACCAACUCCGGCUUCCUUUACCUAGGCGGCUCUCAGCCUACGGGCUGGUAUUGCAUCAAGCUCUCUGAUCCCAAUAAGAUCCUCUGGGACGCCUUCAACAACGCAUGCUUUGUCAACCCCGAUAAAGUGUUUCAGUGUCUCGAUCCUACUCCGAGCAACGAUUCUUGGGGCAUGGAGCAGAGUGGUAGCGACGUGCUGGUUGUGGUUAAUAGAGAUUCGUCGUUUAAAGUAUGCCCUACGGAUUCGGGAAACAUGAUCUAUACCAGUGCCAAGAAGGAUGAGGGUUGUAGGAGCCUAACAUUGAAGGCAGAGGGGCUAAAGGGGAGCUGUGGGAGUUUUCAGGGAUGA